CCUCCACGUUUGUUUUCCUCCCCCCUCACCACCAUCUCCUUCCAAGUUCCACUUGCUCCACCCUCAACCACCAUCUCCUUCCAAGUUCCACCUUGCUACCAAGUUCCUUCUGGCUGAAUGACUGAACCGUACCUAUAUGAAGAAGAUUUACUGGUUGAUGCCGCAUGCGAUGCCGCAUGCGGUUCUGGGAAUGUUGAGCCUCCUAGCAAUAUCAUUCCGUGGGUGCCCCCUCGUAUAAGCGUGGACGCCACACAUUUAUUUACAACUGACCAGAUAUUUGAUACUCGUGAUGAGCUUGAACAAUGGGCUAAGAAUGUUGGAAAGGCGAAUGGUUAUGUGCUGGUGAUUGCAAGGUCUGACUAUGCUAUAAGUGGAGGAAAGGUAUUUGUUACUAUUAAGUGUGCGAAGCAUGGUAUUUACAGGCCAUACAAGGACCCGAAUACAUUCAAGUACAAAAAGACCGCAUCACAAAAGACUGAUUGUAAGUUUAAUCUCAAAGGACGACCUACGAAGGGUGAUAGAAUGUGGUGGCUGAAAGUGAUGGAUGGUAAACACAACCAUGAACCAGCUAAAUCACUAGUUGGACACCCCUACGUUGGUCGACUAACAGAGGAAGAGAAGGGGCUUGUGGGCACCAUGACUAGUACUUGGACUCCACCGAGACAAAUACUAGCGGCAUUGAAGGAAAACAAUCCAAGUAACUUGACUACAAUCACUCAAGUUUACAGUUGCAACAAAAGGUUUAAAAAAGAGGAGAGGGGACCAUUGACAGAAAUGCAACAUUUGAUGAAGAAGUUGGUAGAAGCCAAGUAUGUUCACUUUGAAAGGCAACAAGCUGAUUCAAGUGAGAUUAGGGAUCUCUUUUGGGCUCAUCCUGAUGCGGUCAGACUCUUCAACACAUUCCCUCAUGUGGUCAUCAUGGAUUGCACGUACAAGACAAACAGAUAUCAGAUCCCCUUGCUUGAAAUGGUUGGUCUCACUUCUACGGGGUUGACUUUCUCCAUAGCAUUUUGCUACAUAGUUAUUAAGCAAGCAACACAGCGAAUUACUACUGAAUACGGAUUAAUAGAAAGCAAGAACACUUAA
Molecule: messenger RNA, 1086 nt
Organism: Lotus japonicus
Lineage: Eukaryota; Viridiplantae; Streptophyta; Magnoliopsida; Fabales; Fabaceae
Product: protein FAR1-RELATED SEQUENCE 5-like
Exons: 3
Coding region: 118-1086 (322 amino acids)
Biological process (GO): thymine catabolic process; L-valine catabolic process
Cellular component (GO): mitochondrion
Molecular function (GO): DNA-binding transcription factor activity, RNA polymerase II-specific; malonate-semialdehyde dehydrogenase (acetylating, [NAD(P)+]) activity; methylmalonate-semialdehyde dehydrogenase (acylating, NAD+) activity
Source: RefSeq, a predicted model, not a curated record